AUGACGAAGCGGCGCUCGUUUGCACCCGUGGAAGGCCUCGACACUUCACACUCCAGCGGCUUCAGGAAGGAAUCAUGGUCCCUCUACGCCAUCGGCAUGACCGCCGUCCUCCUCAGAACUAUCGCGCGGGUGCGGCGGAUGGGGGUGCGAGGGCUGCAGAGCGACGACUAUCUGAUACUGUCUAGCGUCGUCUGGUACACGCUGCUGUGCGUGAGCCUGAACGAGAUCACGAUGACGGGCGGCUCGAACCUGAUGACGGCGGAAGACAUCCGCAAGCUGACCCCGUACACGACCGCGCAGCGCACCAAGGGGGCCAAGUGGGUGUUUGUCGCAGAGAAUGCCAUGACCAUGACCAUCUGGACCCUCAAGGCCUGCAUGAUCAUCCUCUACCACCGCAUCAUGGAAGGACUGAGCCAGGAGCGCCUGGUGCGGUAUCUCACCGUCUGGGUGGCCGUGGGCUUCGUCGGGACCGAGAUGUCGCUCUUCCUCAUCUGCCGCCCGCUGCACAACUACUGGGCCAUCCCGCCCCCCCCAGAGACGCAAUGCGCCUCGUACCAGAUCUACGGCAUCAUCCAGGGCGUCUUCGCCAUCUCGGCAGACAUCCUCAUGCUGGCCAUCGCCAUCCCGCUCUUCCUCACCCUCAACCUCCCCCGCAAGCAAAAGUUCAUCCUCCUCUUCGUCUUCGGCCUGGGCAUCUUCGUCAUCAUCUCCGCCGUCCUGACGAAGCUGUACUGCCUCGUCCCCUCCCUCAUCUCGUACGUGUACAUGAACUGGUACUUCCGCGAGGCCACCGUCGGCAUCCUGGUGACCUCUCUGCCCAUGACCUGGUCCUUACUACGAGACCUCUUCCCCAUGCUGCGUGAAUGGGCCUCGGGGACGGGCUCGGGCAUCUCUAACAUCUUCACCUGCAUCGCACCUGCAUCAAGCAUCAUCUCGCGUGCUCGUAUCUCUACGAUGACCGUGUAUAUGGACCUCCCGCCCAAGGGCCUGUUCAGGUUCCCCCCAGACCCCCGUCCCCAGGUGCUGCCGCCGCCCUCCGUCGCCCGCUCCUGGCUGCAGCCCUUCAACAUCAACCCGGGUCUCUACACGGCCCUGCUCGAGGCCAGGGUGCCCGUCACCGUCGCCCUCCUCUACGCCGCCACCGUCGUCCUUGUUAACCGUCUCAACCGCCAGCGAAACUACCGGCCAUGGGCCCUCAGCAAGACCCGCGCCUUUCGCGCCUUCGUCGUCCUCCACAACGUUUUCCUCGCUGUCUACUCCGUCUGGACGUUCCUCGGCAUGGUACACGCCUUCCGCACCUCCUGGCCACGCCAUAACCUGGUCAGUAUCGUCGACUCGCUGUGCAAGAUCAACGGGCCGCGCGGGCUGGGGAACGCCGCCGUCUACGACCCGGACACCGACGCCUGGCGCAUGCUCAACCCGCGGUACAAGCUGGCAGACGGGGUGCCUGAUGCCGCGGACGUGGGCAGGCUGUGGAACGGCGGACUGGCCUACUUUGGUUUUUUGUUUUAUCUCUCCAAGUUCUACGAGGUGCUCGAUACAGCCAUCAUCCUGGCCAAGGGGAAGCGCAGCUCGACCCUCCAGACAUACCACCACGCCGGCGCCAUGAUGUGCAUGUGGGCAGGUAUACGCUACAUGGCCGCCCCUAUCUGGAUAUUCGCCUUGUUUAACUCUCUCAUCCACGCCAUGAUGUACACGUAUUAUACGUUAACAGCGCUGUCGGUGCGCAUACCGGUGCGCAUCAAAAAGUCACUCACCACGAUGCAGAUCAUGCAGUUCGUCGUCGGGACACUGCUCGCGGCCGUCCAUCUCUUCGUCUACUACUCUAUCCCCGUUGCCGUCCCCCAUCCCGCCCCCGAGCGAGCAGUCGAGCGGCCAGUCGAGCGGGCAGAUACCGGGGCCGGGCCAUGGCUGAAGAAGCUCGCCUUUCGCGCGGCCGGUGCUGAAGGGGUGGCUGGAAACGUCCUCAACUCCAAUGGCUCCUAUUUCGGUGCAGACGGCUCAAACACAGCCCACGCAGUCAUGGAUAAGAGGGAGGUCCGCUACUCGCUCGAGCCCAGGACGUUUUCAUGCAUGAACACCAGCGGCCAGGCCUUUGCCGUCUGGCUUAAUCUUGUCUACUUGCUUCCGCUUACUUUUCUCUUCGUUCGCUUCUUCGUCCGUUCUUAUCUUCGUCGCACAGAGCCAGGACACCGCCACUCUACCACCAUACACACUGCUGAGAAGGCGGGUAUGGAUGCCAUCAAGGGCGUCACGCGCGAGAUCACCAACGCUGUCAUCGAGAUGCACGGCGACGGCGAGGACUCUACUGGCACGGGCACUGGCACCAGUACUCCCAGGCCUGAUACUGCCACGCAUCAGGUAGAGACUACUAUUCCACACCAGGUAGAGGUUCCUGAUAUUGUCACACAUCGAAAGUCUCAGGUAGAGGGCCCGACUUCAGAUAGCGACGUGACGGCGUACGAGGCGAGCGUGGAGCAGGUCAUGUCCAGCCAGGAGAUGCAGAUCGACAGCCACCCGGAAGAGUCCACUGCUCGCGGCAAGGAGAAGGAGAAGUCGGGGAAGAAAAAGGCCCAGAAGAAGCGUCGCUAG
Messenger RNA from Arthroderma uncinatum, 2592 nucleotides. RefSeq lists its product as uncharacterized. Gene Ontology annotation, biological process: fatty acid elongation, monounsaturated fatty acid; fatty acid elongation, polyunsaturated fatty acid; very long-chain fatty acid biosynthetic process. The transcript is spliced from 7 exons. The record is from RefSeq and is a predicted model, not a curated record. The coding region runs from base 1 to 2592 and encodes 863 amino acids. Gene Ontology annotation, molecular function: fatty acid elongase activity. Lineage: Eukaryota; Fungi; Ascomycota; Eurotiomycetes; Onygenales; Arthrodermataceae. Gene Ontology annotation, cellular component: endoplasmic reticulum membrane.